UGGUAUUCUACUGAUAGAGAAAAAUUAGUGCAUUUACUCGAGGAACAAACAGGCUGGUGUCAGCUGACAGAGAAUGGCUUGCUUGAAACUUUACACGUUCCUGCUGCUGGCUGUCGUAAUUGGCAUCGUCGCUGGGAAACCGGGAUAUUUGGGUGGAUUCGGAGGAUACGGGGGAUACGGCGGUUACUAUCCAUACCUUUAUAAUUACAAAUAUCCGGGUUACGGAUAUGGAUACGGACAUUAUGGCUACCCCAGUUAUGGUUAUGGUCAUGGAUUUGGUCACUUCGGUGGUCACUUUCACUAAUCGAAAAGACGACCAUUUGGAUUCCACGAUAUACGAUGUGGGAAGGAAAGACGUUUAGAACGAUCGUAAUACCGAUUCUAUUAUCGUAAUCCCGUUUUUCAACAUUGGAACCGUGCUAACGAAAUGCGUCUACUUUUCGUCACUCGAAGAUUGCUAUCUAUACUUCUAGUGCAACUGCAUUUAUUGUUUCUUUCCCUGAAUUCUGAAUCAUUGAUCGCAACGAUACGAAAUCAAUAAUGAACACACUUCUCGAACAGGCAUAUAUAUUCUCGAUGUCGUUGAAGAUUAUGCGAAACGAAUAAAUAAACCAUAGACUUUAAUGGAGGCACCAUGUUUGAAAUUAUUAAUGUGUCUGAUACAAACAUAUCUUAGACAAUAAAUCUUACAGUGAAAGAAUUAUAUAUUUUUGUAUCGGUGACACUGAAACGGCAAUCGACAUACUUAUAAUUUUAUUCAAA
Messenger RNA from Colletes gigas, 762 nucleotides. RefSeq names its product glycine-rich protein-like. The record is from RefSeq and is a predicted model, not a curated record. The transcript is spliced from 3 exons. NCBI's taxonomy places the organism in Eukaryota, Metazoa, Arthropoda, Insecta, Hymenoptera, Colletidae. The coding region runs from base 74 to 304 and encodes 76 amino acids.